AACUUUCUAUGGCCAACUUUCUAUAUGUCGGUUCAAAUAUAUACCCCCAAUAUAAUGGACCCUAAACCGGAAAUGUAACUCACUUUUCGAAUGAAGCGAAAUUGUUGUCUUCGUGUGAUCAGUGAGACUAUUGCAAGCUCAGUAAUUGUGAAGGAUGUGACAUUAACAGUAGUAUAUAGCAAGCAGAUGUAUGAUCUGUAAUAACCUUUUGAAGAGUCAUAACACGGUUUUCUGAUAAUUUCUGGAAUGGAAUGUGGUUGAAGGUCCUUGUUUGUGUGGCAAUCCCUUCCAUCAUAGCAUGGGUAACAACAGUCUCUUGGCCUAGAAUUUGGAAUGUGGAACCAGGUCAAUUAUUUUGUGACAAAUAUGGAAAAUCAUGUCAUCGCAUCUGUCCAGCAGGCUUUUUCCAUUUACCAUCAAUGUCCAAUCAGUGUCAUCCAUUGCUCACAUGCCAUGACCUUCAGAAUGGCAUUGUAAAGGUCAAUGUCAUUGGAGCUGGAGCAGUUAAACAGGUGUCCUUAGCAUCAUGGAAAGGUCACAUGAUAGCAAUGAAUGAACCAAUCACAGAACUGUAUUUAAAAGAUUACAGAUAUGGACUGGAUAUGCUCCAACAUCUUCAAGGUCAUCCAGAGGUCAUCCAGUUUCUUGGAUCGUGUAAUGAUGUUUACUUCACACAAUACCACAAAUUUGGUUCAGCUGACCAGCUGGAAAAUAUUCUCAGUGACCUUGACUCUGGACAUCCAGAUACCAUGGCAACAAGAUUUAAUCUUUGUCUGAAUUACAUAAAGAUUCUCAACUUCCUACAUACAAAUAAACUCGGGACCUUGGUCAUGUGCGAUUCCAGUGACCUUGACAAAACCUUAAAACAGUAUCUUAUUACUGAUGACCUGGCAUUGGUACUCAAUGAUGUAGAUUCCUUGGCAAUGGUCCAUCACUCAGCAGGUCAACUAAUUAAAUGUGGUCAUCGUCAACUUGGAGGAGAAUUUGUAGCUCCAGAACAAUUAUGGCCCCAUGAUACAGAGUUCAGAGAUGAGGCGAUGCAGCCAUAUGAUGAGAAAUCAGACAUCUGGAAAAUUCCUGAUGUCUGUAACAAUUUUAUCGAUAGAGGCAGUGAUGCUGUGAAAGUUAAACUGGAUUUGUUUAGUAUUCAUUCUGCUUGCAAGGAAGAACAAGCAUCAUUUAGGCCCACUACAGCUGAUGUUUUACAGGAAUAUGAAAGAGUAUGGAAUAGUAUAGAUAAAUCUAAUGUCUGACUCUAUUCAGCUGUUUAGCCCAUAAUCAUCACCUUUCAUCUGAUGAUCAUAUUUAAUAAAGGUUUAAAAAUGGAA
Molecule: messenger RNA, 1328 nt
Organism: Pecten maximus
Lineage: Eukaryota; Metazoa; Mollusca; Bivalvia; Pectinida; Pectinidae
Product: protein O-mannose kinase-like
Exons: 3
Coding region: 252-1253 (333 amino acids)
Biological process (GO): protein phosphorylation; protein O-linked glycosylation; carbohydrate phosphorylation
Cellular component (GO): endoplasmic reticulum membrane
Molecular function (GO): carbohydrate kinase activity; ATP binding; protein kinase activity
Source: RefSeq, a predicted model, not a curated record